Messenger RNA from Penicillium soppii, 12048 nucleotides. It is a transcript of the gene nrps14, whose product is annotated as PKS-NRPS hybrid synthetase psoA. Gene Ontology annotation, molecular function: phosphopantetheine binding; fatty acid synthase activity; 3-oxoacyl-[acyl-carrier-protein] synthase activity. Gene Ontology annotation, biological process: fatty acid biosynthetic process; secondary metabolite biosynthetic process. The record is from RefSeq and is a predicted model, not a curated record. The transcript has 7 exons. NCBI's taxonomy places the organism in Eukaryota, Fungi, Ascomycota, Eurotiomycetes, Eurotiales, Aspergillaceae. Bases 1 to 12048 code for a protein of 4015 amino acids.
AUGCCAUACUCACAUUCACCAAAAGAGCCCAUUGCCAUCAUCGGUAGUGGGUGUCGCUUUCCCGGAGACUCGACAUCUCCUUCAAAGUUGUGGGACUUGCUUUACUCUCCGCGAGAUCUCACAAGGGAAGCUCCCGCCGAAUCACGAUUCAACGCUAAAGGUUUUUACAAUGUCGACGGUGAGCAUCACGGUGCCAGCAACGCAAGCAAUGCGUACUUCAUCGAGGAGGAUCCUCGGCACUUUGAUGCUGGAUUCUUCAGUAUCGCACCUCGCGAAGCCGAGUCUAUCGAUCCGCAACAGAGGCUCCUGCUUGAGACAGUGUAUGAAGCCAUGGAAAAUGCAGGCCUUACUCUGACUGGAAUGAGGGGCAGCGAGACUUCAGCCUACAUGGGCGCCAUGUCGGCCGAUUACACAGAUACUCAGCUGAGAGAUAUCGAGAACGUUUCCAAAUACAUGAUUACCGGGACAUCCCGCGCGCUCUUGUCGAAUCGUCUCUCCUACUUUUUCGACUGGAAGGGUCCCUCUAUCAGCGUCGACACGGCGUGCUCGUCGAGUCUGGCAGCUGUGCAUCUCGGUGCCCAGGCUUUGCGCGCUGGGGAAUGCAAAAUCUCAUGUGUAGGCGGCUCCAAUAUCAUCCUCAAUGCUGAUUGCUACCUUGCCGCCACCAGUCUUCAUUUGCUUUCACCAACCGGCCGGUCCCAGAUGUGGGAUGUGGCUGCUGAUGGAUAUGCCCGGGGUGAGGGCGUUUGUGUCUUCUUCAUGAAGACGUUAUCUCAGGCACUGCGAGACGGAGAUCGAAUCGAUGCACUGCUCCGAGAAACAUGUGUCAACUCGGAUGGUCGAACACAAGGAAUCGCCUUACCUAGUGCGGAGGCCCAAGUCUCGUUGAUGAGGACUGCGUACAAAAAUGCUGGGCUAGACCUCUCAAAAGCAGAAGAUCGCCCACAAUACAUUGAGGCCCACGGAACCGGUACCCAAGCCGGAGAUCCUAGAGAAGCAUUUGCCAUUGGCACCACAUUCUUCCCACCCGAGGAAGAUCACAGCCAUAGACCCAAACUUGUCGUUGGGUCAAUCAAGACCGUGAUUGGUCACACUGAAGGAUGUGCUGGUAUUGCAGGAAUUUUGAAGACCGUUCUGGCUAUGCGGCACAAGACCAUUCCUCCCAAUCAACAUUUCCACAACCUCAACCCCAGCGUAAAGCCUUCUUUCACAUAUCUUUCAAUUGCCACUACACCGGAGCCCUGGCCUGUGCCGCCUCCUGAUACCCCACUGCGGGCAAGCGUCAACGGAUUCGGCUCCGGGGGUACUAAUUGUCAUGCCAUUGUGGAAAGCUACGUUCCCGAGAUUCACGACAAUGGCCCCUGGGGAAAGCCAAGAGAGCUGCAACAACUUCCAGACCCCUCUGCCAUACCCGAUAAUGACUUCUCUCCUAUCCCUCUGCUGUUUUCGGCAAACUCGGGAUCUGCCCUCGUUUCCAUGCUCGAGAGGUAUGAAGAAUACUUGGAGAAGACUGAUGUGUCUAUUCAACGCCUGGCCAUGACACUCAACACCCAUCGUUCCACUCUGCCAGUCAGAAUCUCUAUACCUGGAUCAUCGAAAGCGGAAGCUCUCGGUGCAAUCCGGACACAACUUACCAAAGUUCGUUCAAGCCCCGGGGCGGAAAUAGGCACCCGAUCCUCCCUUCACGAGUUUGAUCAGAUCAAACGGCCCAAGAUCUUGGGUGUAUUUACUGGCCAAGGAGCCCAAUGGGCAGGAAUGGGCCAAGGCCUUAUGGAGAAAAAUGCGUUGUUCAGAGAAGUCAUCGAAGUGAUGGAAGAAGCAAUGGCACAGCUUUCUGAUGGACCAACGUGGUCUCUGAAAGAGGAGAUUAUGAAGCCACCAGGAACAUCGCGACUAGGCGAAGCUGAGAUCUCUCUACCGGUUUGUGCGGCGCUGCAGGUCGGCCUUGUUAAGGUUCUCUGGAGUGCAGGAAUAACUUUCAGUAUGGUCGUCGGUCACUCUGGUGGCGAAAUCGGUUCCGCAUAUGCCGCGGGUAAAAUCAACGAGGUCGAUGCAAUCAAGAUUGCCUACUACCGCGGUGUGUACACGAAACUCGCCAUCGGUAAAGAUGGGAAAAAGGGCGGCAUGAUUGCCGUUGGAUUUGGUUACGAAGAAGGCCUCCGAUUUUGCGCGCUCGAGCAAUUUGCCGAUCGCCUCACUGUCGCUGCUAGUAACUCACCUAAAAGUGUGACGAUUUCUGGAGAUUUGGAUGCCGUUGGAGAAGCCAAAGAAAUGCUGGACGCUGAAGGCUUGUUCAAUCGUGUUCUUCGGCUCGACACAGCCUACCACUCCCAUCAUAUGUAUCCUUGCGCGGCGCCCUAUUUGGCUGCCAUCGAGCGUUGUGACCUUGUCGCUGGCAAGUCCAAUAAUACUGCUUGGGCAUCAAGUGUGUACAAAGAUAACAGAAUGAUCACUCCUGCCCAGGAUGAAGAUAUGGCAGCAGCCUACUGGAAAGACAAUUUGAUUGGCAGAGUCCUGUUCUCACAAGCGGUUGAGCGCGCCUUGGACGAGGGUAACGGUGAGUUUGACCUCGCCCUUGAGGUUGGACCGCAUCCUUCUCUCAAGGGUCCCACUUUGGAGAUCAUCAGAGACAAACUUGGCUCCGAAAUCCCCUAUUCCGGCGUUCUGGAUCGCAAGUCAGAUGACAUUUCGGCCUUGAGUACCGCGCUUGGGUUCGCGUGGGUGACAUUGGGAUCCGGGGUUGUCGACUUUGCAGGCUACGCGUCCGCAUUCAACCCGAAAAAUUCUUCCAUCUUAAACGCACCCGCUCUGUUUGAUCUACCGACAUACCCGUGGGAUCACAAGAAGGUCUUAUAUCGUGAAUCUCGGCUUAACAAGAAUGUCCGCAACAGAGCCGAUGCGCCUCACCCGCUUCUUGGUAGCAGAACCCCCGACGAUACGGAUUAUGAGCCCAGAUGGCGAAACUUCUUCAUCAUGGACGAGUUACCUUGGUUGCGAGACCAUUCCAUCCAAAAUCAGAUCAUUGUUCCGGCCGCCACCUACUGCGUCAUGGCUCUUGAAGCCGCCAAGGUCCUUUGCCGAGGGAAGAAUGUACACAGCAUUGAAUUAUCCAAUGUAGCCAUCUUGCGUCCAAUUGUUCUAGAUGAGGCGUCAGAUGGCACCGAGACCUUGUUUUCUGUGCGAAGCAAUCUUGAUUCAAACAAGAGCGAUGGAGAGAUCCAAGCACAAUUCAGUCUCAGCGCCGGCGCGAUGGAUGACAGGCAUUUGAGAACUGCGGCCACCGGUCAGAUUCGAAUCAUUCUUGCUGACCGUGCUAGUGGUUCAAAAUCACUCCCGCUACCCGAUCCACGUCGAGAGGCAGUGCUUGAUACGUUGCCCACCAGUGUUGAUCGGUUCUAUGCCUCAAUGGACGAGAUCGGCUUGAGCUACAGCGGACCGUUUAGAGCCAUGGAGUCCAUGCAAAGACGUCUGAACUUCGCAUCUGCUACCGUAGCUGUGGAUAGAGAGCUGUCGGGUACAAUUCCUGUUCAUCCCACCUGGCUUGACGCCUGCUUCCAGACCUUCCUCGCAGCCUUUGCCGCCCCUCUCGACAGUUCACUAUGGACUGCCUUUAUGCCCACCACAAUCGGUCGAAUGAUUUUGUUCCCAUCGGGCAAUUUCCAAGGUCCUGGAUCUUCGGUAACUGUGGACGCCCACAUUACCGAGUUUGCACCAGGUUAUCAGGUCGCACUGCCGACACUGACGGGUGAUAUGAGCAUAUUCAACACUGAAACCAAUCAAUUGCAAGUCCAAAUUGAAGACUUUGUUAUGAGUUCAUUCCUCCCUGCUUCUGAAAAUGACGACAGACAAUUCUACCUGAAGAAUGUCUGGGAACAGGAGAUUCUUUCUGGAGCUCUCUGUAGUUCGGAACGCAGCAACGUGGCUUCGGAAAGUGAGCUAAAGGUUAUUGAUGCCUGUGAGCAAUUUAUACAAUACUACCUGUCAAAGAUCAAGACAGCUGCUCACUUCGACGACUUGACUAACAAAAUUCCCGCGCUACGUUCUUUGAUUAGCGAAAUGGAAGCUCGUGCUAGUAGCGUUCCGACGAAAUCUGAUAUUAUCUCAAUUCUGGAAGAAGUUGGGGAUCACAUAGACAUUGUCUUGGUUCGCACCAUCGGGGAAAGUCUUCUGGAAAGUCUUUCAGAAUCCCAAACUGAAGGGCUUGGUCCAAAUAGCCCCAAGGUCACCCCGUCAUCAAUGGGUGCCCUGAUAUCGCGUUGGCACAAUGAGGGCCUGGGCUUCUCAGAAUUACGGAACCAUUUUGUGAGCGCAGUUAAACAAAUUUCUCAUCAACACGCCAAUUUGAGAAUUCUUCAAGUCGGUCCAUCCUCACCAAAUUUAAUCCGUGCGAUUUUCCACGAGCUGGGUCGCAGCUUGGAGAAAUAUAUUGUGGUGGAUGAUUCCGAGCACAUUAUCGAGGAUAUCAAGACUGCUCUUGCUGCAGACCAGUUAAGAGUGGAUUUCACACAAGCCAAUGUCGAGAAUGGUAUCGAUGAAGUUAACCAUUUGACUGGCCCGUUCGACUUGUCUGCUGCGGCCAGGAGGCUUUAUGCUCAUGAUGGCCGCGACCGGUCCUCAGCUUCGCUUCCCCUUUAUGUUGCUGUCCGCACCCCCUCGCUUGAUGAGGAUGGAUUGGCCCAAACCAAAUCCAUUAACCCCACGCGUGAAGAUACUCACAACUUACUUCGACAAAUUGGAUUCUCUGGAGUAGACUCCAUUGCUCUGGACAACGUACCAGACAAACAUACAUUCUCUGUCAUCGUGUCCCAAGCGGUAGAUGAUCAGAUCAACUUCUUGCGCAGCCCACUAACAUGUUCCUCGCCUUCUGUUCUCAGCGGAAAGCUCCUGGUUGUAGGCGGUCUGUCGCGAGACAUCGCCAAGCUUGCUACAGGUAUACAAUCAAAGGUGGAAAAUGUUUGGCAGGGAGAGAUCAUCAACGUUCGAACGCUUGCUGAGCUGGGCGAUGAGGCCAGCGGCGUUGAGGCCGUCUUAAGUCUGACUGAUCUCGACCGUCCGGUUUUGGAGGAUAUCAGGGCUCCAACGUUCAAGGGUCUGCAGUUACUACUUUCAACUGCGAAAACGGUUCUUUGGAUUACUGAAAAAGCCAGAGCCGAAAGUCCUUACCAGAAUGCCACUAUUGGUAUUGGUCGGUCCUUCCAGUCUGAGAACCCACAGAGGCUUAUCCAGUUCCUUGAUCUCGACACGAUUGAUGGAGCUGAUUCAAGCAUUGCGGAAAGCUUCCUCAAACUCAUUGGUGGUGUUACUCUGAGAAAUAGUGAUUCCGCGGAUGCAACUCAUUUGUGGACCAUUGAGCCAGAACUCUCCCUUGAGAACGGCAAAUAUCUUGUUCCAAGACUUUUCCCAGAUACAAAGCGUAAUGAUCGGCUAAACGCUGUCAGGCGCAAGGUGGAGACGAGGUCUACUUCUGACACAGUUGCCCUCACCAGGUCUGUGCAAAAUGAUGGCCAAGUAUCCUAUACAGCUGAGGAGGUCCAUCGCCGCACACAUCUCGUAGAAGACACAUCCGAUCUAAUUGCCAUUGAAGUGGAACUUUGCUCUCUGGACCCUGUCAUGCCCAGCAUUGGCAAUGAAGGCCUUUUCUGCUUUAUUGGACGCACGCCAGAAGGGGCGAAGGUUUUGGGUUUAUCGCCAUCCAAUGCCUCUGUAGUGGAAGUUCCACGCGCACAGACAAUACAAGUCGACAUGAAUACCCCACAGGAUGAUGGAGCCUUUAUGAUAGAGCUUCUGAGCGAGAUUAAAUCGCUUGUCAUCGCAAAGUUCGUCCCCCCUGGAUGUACCACCCUGAUUUAUGAACCAACUGCGCAUCUUGCCGCUUCCUUACGGAGGUCAGCCCAGGCAAAUGUUUCGUUAGUCAGCUUCCAAGUUAGCCCCAAAGAAUCGGUUUCAGGAAUGGAUAUCUUCAUUGAUCCUCGGGCCUCAAGAAAGGAGGUUCAGGCGAAGGUAUCCCCCAAUACUAGGAUUCUCAUUCACAUGGGACGCGGGACCGAUACACGCGAGUUCUUGGCUCUCAGACAAGCUCUGCCCCCACAUGCUAUCCUUCUUGCAUUCCAUGACCUUGGUGCUCAUGGAAUCAAGCCUAUUGAAAUGCUCACAGAAGCUUUGACCAUUGUAGCAGGUCAUUUGCCAAGCGACAAGGUCUCAUUUGACGACAGUACUGUGGUGAAAACCGCCUCUUUGGUCGCAGCGGGCAUCAAGGAACAUCCGAAUGCUGCUGUCGUUGACUGGACAGAUGUUCAAAACAUCAUCGUUAGCCAGAGACCUAUCAACACCACCAAUCUAUUCUCUCCCAACAAGACUUAUCUUCUUGUCGGGCUCACUGGGCAUAUUGGUCAGUCCAUGUGUCGCUGGAUGGCCAGAAGUGGAGCCCGGCACAUCGUCGUCACAAGUCGAAACCCCGAGAAGCAGGGUCAGCUUUGGAAGGACGAGCUACUCAGGCAAGGAGUAAAUAUUGUCAUUGAAGCAGCUGAUGUUACUAACAGGCACCACCUCGCGGAGCUCCGCGCUCGCAUUGCUAGCUCCAUGCCUCCAAUUGGUGGUAUUGCCAACGGUGCCAUGGUUUUGGAAGACAAGAUGUUUGUUGACAUGUCUUUUGAGAGUUUCCAAACUGCCAUGAGGCCCAAGGUGGAAGGUUCAAUCUACCUUGAGGAGGCUUUCUCUAAUGAUGAGCUUGACUUUUUCCUGUUCUUCUCGUCAAUCUCAGUGAUGACGGGUCAGCGUACACAGGCCAACUAUGUUGCCGCCAACAAUUUCAUGGUCGCUAUGGCUAAGAGACGAAGAGCCCGUGGACUUCCUGCUUCUGUCAUCGAUAUUGGCAUGGUCUCCGGUAUGGGUGUUGUUCAGAGAUCACAAAAUGAUAAGGGUGUCAGUACUAUGGAGAACUCAAUUCGACAGAUGCACUAUAUGCCCGUGUCUGAGGUUGACUUGCAUCAUCUCCUCGCCGAGGCCAUCCUCGUCGGUACGAGUGAUGAGUCCCCAGAGCUUGUCACAGGUUUGGAAACCUACAAGGCCGUCAAUGGAGAGACUCCCUUCUGGCACAACAAUUUGCGAUUUUCUCAUCUCAUCAGGGAUCCCGAUGCCGCGCAGGCUGGUGCAGACUCCAUUAAUAGCACCCAUAAAUCCCUGAAGGAGAUGCUCCUCAGCUCUGGUGGACCAGAUGAAGCCACAAAGGUUAUGGAGAACGCUCUCCUGGAAUACCUGGCGUCUUCACUCAAACUGGCACUUGAGAGCAUUUACACAGAUGUGCCCAUAAUUGACUUGGGUAUCGAUUCUCUUGUCGCCGUCCAGAUCCGAAAUUGGAUCUGGACCGAAGCCGGAUACGACAUUCCUGUAUUGAAGAUCCUGGGAGGUUCAUCGGUCGAACAGAUUUGUGGUGAGGUAGUCUCAUCUCUAUCCUUUGACAAGAAGUCGAUCGCGGCCGCCAAAAUCGAAAGUCAAGCAACGCCAACUCAGAAGGCUCGUCCUUGGGAUAAGACGCCAAUCGAUGCCAAGCCGACGAGCGAUGUGGUCACUGCACCAGGACUAGAUUUGGACCCCAAUGAACAUAAGGGUGUGCCAAACAGUGUGACAAGUGGAACUUCAAACGGUACUCCUAAUGGCGAUUCAAAUGGUACAUGGAAGAAACCGUCAAAUCCUGCCAAAAAGGCUCAGUCUCAUCUGCGGGCUCAAGCCCAAGCGAGCGCUGCGAAGAAAGGCCCCCGCCCAACUCCCAUAAGGACACAGCCGCUGUCAUUGGGUCAAUCACGACUCUACUUCUUGUCUCAAUACUUGGAAGAUGAUAUCGUCCUGAAUUGCGCCAUUUCGUACACUCUUUCUGGGGACCUGGACGUGCCUAAGUUGGAAAAGGCUCUCAAUGAGGUGAUUCAGCGUCAUGAGACCUUGCGCACCUCCUUUUACAUAGAUGAGCAGCUAGGAAAGCCUAUGCAGGGAGUGCUCGAGAAGUCGCCUUUCCAACUCAAGGUCAUCUCGAGUGCCAGUGCUUCGUCGGAUGUUGAAAACGAAUUUGACUUGAUCCGUUAUCGUCAGUACGAUCUGGAACAAGCGGACACUUUGGCCGCUACGAUCUUGUCGCACCGUGAAGAUUCACAUACUGUUAUUUUCGGAUACCAUCACAUUAUUAUGGACGGCGUCAGCUGGCAGAUAUUCCAAAAGGACAUGGCCAUGUUUUACAACAACUCGGGCUCAGAUGACUCACCCAAGCCUUUGCCAGCUCAAUAUGGCGAGUUCACUUCGAAGCAACAGCGAGACCUGUCCGAUGGAGCGUACACUGAAAGACUCAACUUCUUCCAGAAUGAGUUCCGAGAGACUGUUGAAUCUCUACCCCUGUUUCCUUUCGCCAAAGUUGGCACACGGAAGGCCGUGAAGCAGUACGCCGUUCAAGAGGUUGCCAUUCAACUCGAUCGCAAUAUCGUGAGCGCGAUAAAGAAGGCGAGCCAGGCUUCUCGAACCACUCCUUUCCAUUUCUAUCUCUCCGCUUUCCAAGUUCUACUACACAAACUCCUGAACAUUGACAAGAUGUGCAUCGGGGUGGUAGACGCCAAUCGAUCUGACCAGAACUUUGUGAACACUAUCGGUUUCUUCUUGGAAACUAUUCCUUUGUUGUUUGAUGUAUAUGGUGGGCAAAGCUUCAUCGAACUGCUGAAGACAACACGGAGCAAGGCAUAUGCUGCUUUGGCACAGACUGGUGUUCCCACCGAGGAGAUCCUGAGAGCAUGCGGCGUCGCAUCGUCGACAACGGAAACGCCGCUCUUCCAAGUUUGCUUCAAUUACCGCAUGGGAGCUGGCCGCACCGCUCCACUACAGGCAGUGGAGAUGGCAUUUUCGGACUAUGUUGACGCCAAGAACCCGUUCGAUCUCGUUGCGACUGUCGAUGAUUUGGACAAUGGAACCGCGAUGAUUACCCUCUAUCUACAGGAUUACCUGUAUGACCAAGAGGGUGCUCAACUGCUUGCCAGUCUGUAUGCGCAAACACUCGAGGUAUUGGCAGAGAACACAGAUCGCCAGGUUGACUCUGUGUCAAUUUCCCACACAGGCUUAGAAGCUGAGGCAAUCAGGCUCGGUACCGGGCCGACAUUGGACCUCGCAGCUCCUUUUGCCAGUACUCUGUCGAGCAUCAUUAACACCUGGGUUGACAAGGAUCCUCACGCUAUGGCUGUGAAGGAUACUAGCGGCAGGAAAAAGACAUACUUGCAGCUCUCGGAGAGGUCCAACGCCAUUGCAGCGGCGCUGCUGAAUGUUGGCGCGGCGCCUUCAACUCGCAUCGCGCUCUUGCUUGAACCCGGAGUAGACACGAUCGCCGCGAUCCUCGCAAUUAUCCGUAUUGGAGCGGCCUAUGUACCGCUAGAUACUAGGACCUCAGAUGCACUGCUUGCUGAUAUUUUACAAGAGUCUCAACCGGAAAUUGUGCUUCAUCACGCCGCAACCGCUCAGCGCAUCAAGCAGCUUUGCAAAGCCUCUUCGAAAACCAAGAUGGUCACACUUAAUGCGGUCCCUCAGAAGACCGUGCGAAAGAUUCAAGAUGUUUCAGUCCCAGAAGGCGUCGCGAUGAUUCUUUACACCAGUGGUUCUACUGGUAGACCAAAGGGAAUCCCACUCACCAAUGCCAACAUUCGCACCCCCAUUCUAGGUGUUUCCGAGAGAGUGCCACUUGGACGAGAGGUGGUUCUCCAGCAAAGUGGACAAGGUUUCGAUGCUGCAAUCUACCAGAUCUUCAUUGCGCUUGCCAAUGGCGGCACCUUGAUCAUGGCUGACAAUAGAGAUGACCCUGCAAAGCUGGCCGCCCUGAUGGCUCGUGAGGCUGUCACUUGUACCACCCUCAUUGUCUCGGAAAUGCAAGCUUUGUUAAAGUAUGGUUACGAUCAACUUUGCAACUGCUCUUCUUGGCGUAUUGCAAUGGUCGCUGGAGAGGCUUUCACAGUUCACCUCUUGGAACAGUUCCGUCAGCUCAACCGACUUGACUUAAAGGUCAUCAACGCCUAUGGCCCAACCGAAGCGUCCAUCUGUUCUUCCUUGGGCGAAGUGUCGUUGGAAAAGACCGACUCAACCGAAAUCAGCAUUCCAAUCGGAAAGGCUCUUACCAACUAUGGAACAUAUAUCGUGGAUGAGCAUUGCAAGCCCGUUCCGCUGGGUUGGCCCGGUCAGGUCGCGAUUGUUGGGCCCGGUGUUGCCAGUGGCUAUUUGAACCUCCCUGAAUUGACCGAAGCUAAAUUCAAGACUUCGGCUUCUCUGGGAGCCGCUUCUGGAUCGGAUUCUAUUUAUCUCACCGGAGAUAAAGGUCGGAUGCUUUCCGACGGCUCCAUUGUCAUCUCUGGCCGCGUAGAUGGAGAUGACCAGGUUAAGAUCAGGGGCCAUCGAGUGCAACUCGGCGAUGUCGCCAGGGCUCUCGUUCAAGCAUCGCGCGGUGUCUUUGUAGAUGCCGCAGCUUUGCUUAAGGGAGCCGAACCUUCAAACCAGCAGCUUAUCGCUUACGUGGUCUUCUCACGGACGAGUAAUGUUCAAGACAAGCCGAAAUAUCUCCAUCAACUCAACCAAGAGCUCCCUGUACCAGCAUACAUGCGCCCGGUGAUCAGUAUACCUCUGGACACUCUCCCGGUUACAGAUCGUGGCAAGCUUGACACUCGGAAGCUGGCCUCGUUGCCUUUACCGGAAAUCUCUGUUGACAAGGACAAGGACGAGCAGCUCACACCAACAGAGACACGAUUGCGAGACAUUUGGAAAAAUGUCUUGGGUGAAAUCUCUUCCUCCAUUCCGAUCCGUCGUACCUCCGACUUCUUUUCUGUUGGCGGUAACUCCCUGCUUUUGUUACCUCUGAAGGCUGAGAUCACUCAAGAAUUCGGAGUUGAGAUUCCGAUCCCGGAGCUUUUCCAUUCCAGCACACUUGAGCUUCUCGCUGCGCGACUGGAUGGUACUUCAUUAUUAGCGCAGAUCAACUGGGACGAGGAGACCGCCCUGGACGAGGCAGCCUUCACAAUACCCUGCGCUGCCAAUGGAGCCAACGGAGUCAACGGACACAAAGCAUCGAAUGGUGACUCCAAGGGAAUCUCUAUUCUCCUCACUGGUGCCACAGGCUUUUUGGGAGGUCACAUUUUGCGCCAACUGGUCAAACUGCCCGGUGUCACGCGCGUGCACUGCAUCGCCAUCCGUUCUAGCCAGGAUGGCUCACCCCGACAAUUGAGCGUGGACUCACCCAAGAUCAUCCGCCACUCUGGCAAUCUUGCACUUCCAGGUUUCGGCAUGAGCGAGUCCGAAGCUUCGAGUCUUUUCAAGAGUAUUGAUGCCAUUGUUCAUAACGGAGCUGAAGUCUCGCACAUGAAGAAUUAUCGCAGUCUCCGAGCUGCCAACUUUUUGUCGACGAUAGAACUCGCUCGACAGGCUGUGAGCCAUGGAAUUCCGGUUCAUUAUGUCUCUACUGGAGGCGUGGCGCGUCUGAGUGGAGCUGACGAGCAGCCCGAGGCAUCGCUUGCCGCAUUCCGUCCUCCCAUUGAUGGAUCUGACGGAUACGUGGCAUCCAAAUGGGCAAGCGAAAUUUUCCUUGAAAAGGUCCAACAAAGCUACCAAGGGCAGCUAUGGAUCCACCGACCUAGCAGCAUCACUGGCGAUAACGUUCCUGACCUUGACAUUGCGCAUAGUCUGCUCAAGUUCUCUAAGGAGUUGGGUGCUGUACCUGAUCUCACUGGGUCCACUGGAUUCUUCGACUUCAUCAACGUUGAGACCGUUUCAAAGAACAUCACUGCCUGCGUGGUCAAUGGCAGCGCGAAAACUGGUGGUGAUCUGGUUUACCUGCACCACAGUGGCGAGCGGGUUAUUCCCGUUGGAGACUUGCAAAAUUAUGUCGAGGAAUUGGGAGGGUCGCAGGUGAAGGUUCUUCCCCUGAAGGAAUGGGUGGCUAGAUCUAUUCAAAAGGGUCUGGAUGAGGUGUUGGGGUCCUUCAUGUUGGCCUCCAAGGGAGUGAUUCGAGCGCCUCUGUUGCAAAGGGGUCAUUGGGUCGAGUAA